This is a messenger RNA of Drosophila kikkawai, 1614 nucleotides long. Its product is annotated as phospholipid phosphatase 5. Gene Ontology annotation, biological process: phospholipid dephosphorylation; phospholipid metabolic process. Gene Ontology annotation, molecular function: phosphatidate phosphatase activity. The record is from RefSeq and is a predicted model, not a curated record. Lineage: Eukaryota; Metazoa; Arthropoda; Insecta; Diptera; Drosophilidae.
CGGGCUGAGAGGGGGUUAGCUGUUUAUUUUACGAUGCUGCCGCGAGAUUAGAGAAAGUUUAUAAAAAGCCCUCAGCAAUUAGCAUUUAGCAGCAGUCGGAGAAGCAGUUAAGUGCAAAGCAGCGCGCCGUCGAGAGCAACAAGUGGAUGCCCCAAGCCCCAGUCGGUCCCGGGCCAGUGUAAACAGUUCCAAAGUCAAGCCACAACAUCCCAGGCGAUCUGACGAUAAUGCCCGAUAGCCAUACGGGGGACUUACGUAGCCGCCGGAACGGCAAUAUCGCACUUAUUGCCGAGGAACAGACUCCCAGCAGACGUAGUCAGACAACCGGCGACAAUACCCAGCGGACCAUCAAAAUGUCAGCAGCCAAGGAAGGUCAAGAAUCCACGGCCAACAAGCGCACCCUCAGCGAGAGUUCCGCUGAGGACGUUGGACACACAGCGACUCAGAGCAACGGUGACGGAAUGUGGCGCAACGAGCUCUCCAUGAAUGCAGACAGUAGCUCCGCACAGCCGGAGAAGCGGAGUCCUAGUCCUGGUCACGCCAACCGAAAGCUCAGUGAUGCAGUUGAUGUGGUUCUCCGCAUAGUCCUCGUCUUGAUCUUUUUUAAGCUGGAGACGAUGACGGCAUUCAAGCGGGAAAUCCAUGAAGAGGAACUCUGGCUGUACAAGAAUCCCAGAAGACCGGACAUUGUCAAGGGCGGGGAGCUGCUCUUCUGGGUGAUAGUGGCCCCGUUUUUGGUCACCCUCGCCUUCUACUGGUUUACCAAGGACAGGCGGGACUUUCGAGCCGCCAGCUGGGCCUGGACUCUGGCACUGUGCAUGAACGGCAUACCGACGAGCAUCCUGAAGAUAACUGUGGGUCGGCCCAGACCAGACUACUUCUACCGCUGCUUUCCCGACGGUGUUAUGGUUCUAAACACUACGUCGACCGGGUUGGACACAUCCAUCCUGGACUUUAAUUGCACUGGCCUUGCGGGAGACAUAAACGAAGGGCGCAAGAGUUUCCCCAGCGGCCACUCCUCGUUCGCCUUUGCCAGUUUCGGUUUCAUCGCCUAUUAUAUUGGCGCCAAGCUGCACGCCUUUGAUGCCCGAGGACGCGGGCACACUUGGCGGCUGUGCAUUGCUGUGAUUCCCCUGCUGAUCGCCCUGCUAGUGGCAGUUAGUCGGACGUGCGACUACCAUCACCACUGGCAGGAUGUUACCUUCGGAGGUCUGCUUGGCCUGUUUGCAGGCUACGCCAGCUACAGGCAGUACUAUCCCUCCAUCUUUGGGCUUGAAGCCGGCACCCCCCUGACCCGGUGGCCCAGGAGAGAGGGAGUCCAGUACCAAAGGCUGGCAGGGAAGGAGGAGGAUAAGGACCAAGUAGGCGACACGGUGCGACGGCCUCUCCUCGGGGGCAAGGACUCAUCCAAAUGGUACUAAAAGCUUUACGUAUUACAUAGUCAAUUACCGCUUUCCCCUCUAGGCUCUAGCUCUUAUUAACUUAUCAAAGCCAUCGCUGGCGUAGCUUCCAUUUUACAUGUAUGUGCAUCCUAUUUGUUGUGCUGUUGGGUUACCUCGUAAAGGGUAGGGUUAGUUGUUACGUCUCUUCAAUAAAAAGCUGUCAGCACAUCGA